AUGUACAACUCAACUGUGUGUGUGUGUGUGUGUGUGUGUGUGUGUGUGGGCAGGUACUAUGCGAUCUGCUGCAAGCCGCUGGUCUAUCAUAACAAGAUGACCCCUCUGCGGGUGACGCUGAUGAUCGGGGGUUGCUGGGUCAUCCCCACCGUCAUCUCCUUCCUACCCAUAAUGCAAGGCUGGAACAGCAUCGGCAUCUACCAUGUGGUCGAGGAGCGACGCCACAGCGAGGGCAGCAACUCCACGGCGUGCGUCUUCAUGGUCAACAAGCCGUACGCGCUCACCUGCUCGGUGGUGGCCUUCUACAUCCCGCUGGUCCUCAUGGUGCUGGCCUACCAACGCAUCUACGUGACGGCGCGCGCCCACGCGCGGCAGAUCAGCAUGCUGCAGCGGGCGGGCGACGCCGGCGACUCGGCCGCCAACCAGCGCAACCACCGCAUGCGCAUGGACACCAAGGCGGCCAAGACGCUCUGCAUCAUCAUGGGCUGCUUCUGCCUGUGCUGGGCGCCCUUCUUUGUCACCAACGUGGUCGACCCCUUCAUCGACUACACGGUGCCGGGCCAGCUGUGGGUGGCGUGCCUGUGGCUGGGCUACAUCAACUCCAUGCUGAACCCCAUCCUCUACGCCUUCCUCAACAAGUCCUUCCGACGGGCCUUCCUCAUCAUCCUGUGCUGCGGGAGGAAGCGGUAUCGCCGGCCCUCCCUGCUGGUCCCGCGGGGGCCCUGCACGGCCACGCAGAUCAACGGCUCCACGCACGUGCUGAAUGGCUGCUCCUCUGCUUCCAAGCUGCUCCUGUGGUUCUGCAACACCAGGCCUGUGCCUGUCUAGAGGUAUUCUGUUCUCCACAAUGGUCACACGAAGGAGCAGGAGAAGAAGAUUUUACACAUCGAGUCACGCGAGUCCUGCUUGUGAGGACU
Gadus chalcogrammus (walleye pollock) is the source of this 917-nucleotide messenger RNA. It is a transcript of the gene htr4, whose product is annotated as 5-hydroxytryptamine receptor 4. The coding region runs from base 1 to 828 and encodes 275 amino acids. Gene Ontology annotation, molecular function: G protein-coupled serotonin receptor activity. The transcript has 4 exons. The record is from RefSeq and is a predicted model, not a curated record. Gene Ontology annotation, cellular component: plasma membrane. Gene Ontology annotation, biological process: adenylate cyclase-activating adrenergic receptor signaling pathway; regulation of appetite; chemical synaptic transmission. NCBI's taxonomy places the organism in Eukaryota, Metazoa, Chordata, Actinopteri, Gadiformes, Gadidae.